AUGUCAACUCUACUUAAAAUAUAUCAAAUAAAUAAAGUGAGCAACAAAAAAACAUUGCAACCUCUAAAUUUAUAUCGUCUGAGCAUCAAUAAUUCGAAUCAUCAUUUCAAUCAUAAAGAAUUCGUCAAUAAUCUUGUGAUACAAAAUUUUCACCCGAAACACCAAUCUUGUUCACCUGCAUCAUUAUUAUACCACCAUCAUUAUCUAUUUCCCAAAUCGACCUUGUCUUCAAUAUCCACCUUAAUUGCGACAUCCAAAAAUCAAUCAUCAAUACAAAAUCCUUUGAUAAGAAGCUCCCUAACAUCAAAGAAUAAUCGAAAUCGAAUCAUAAAAAUAACAUGCCGCAAUAGAACCACAACACGCGUCUCUGUUGCAUCUUUACCAAGUAUCUCGGAGAAUUUUAAACAGAUUGAUAAAAGCGUGGAUGAUAUAACAACGCUGUUGAUGGAAGGCGUGAAAGACGUAUUGAAAAAAUACCCGCAUUGCGUUGUGUUGACACAAGUUGGAGUUUUCUGGGAGCUUCAUUUUCAGCAAGCAACAAAACUCGCACCAUUGCUAGAUAUUAAAAUAGGUAAAAGGAAAGUAAAAAAAGAGAAAGUACCGGUUGUUGGAUUUCCUGUUCAUGUAUUGGAUAAAUAUCUACAGAUACUAUUGGACGAAGGUCAUUCGGUGGCCCUCUGCGCCGAAACACCAAACAGGAAUGCAGAAUACGGUGAUUUAAAAUAUGUAAGAAAUGUCACUCGCAUAAUUACACCGGGAACGCUGAUCAGCGAAAGUUUUCUCGAUCACAACAAGAAUAAUUUCCUUCUCGCAAUCGCUUUGGACGAGUCAUCACAAUCCACUGGACUCUCUUGGAUUGAUAUUUCGACUGGGGAAUUCUUUAUGCAAAAAUCUUUACUCGUUGCAUUGUCUAGUGACAUUACGCGUAUCCGUCCCAGCGAAAUUUUGCUGAGUGACGUAUUUAAUCUGUUUCCGGAGCAUAAAAUAUGGAAUCAUAUCGAUCGAGAAGAAUAUCCGGUUUCUUUUGAGCCGGGGAAUACUUUCGAUGCAAAGAUCACCACGUGGGAGGCUGAUUUGAAAUCCGAGGGAAUUGCGUUUGAUGAAGUGUUUUCGCCGAUUGAGAUGAAAGCUAGCGCUGGAUUGUUCAAAUAUAUAGAGAAAAAUUUGGUUGGUCGUAAAAUUAGAGUGGAUCAGCCAAUUAGGGUUAAUCCGGAGGAUACAAUGAUUAUAGAUGCUACUGCUUUGGCUUCUUUAGAGAUUACCACUUCAAUGCGUGAAAAUCGUAAGAAAGGGAGUUUAUUACACGCUAUCCAACGAACUAAAACUGCUUCUGGAUCUCGCAUUCUAAAUCGUUGGCUAAGAUUACCAUCAACAUCACUAGAUGUAAUCACAACUCGCCAGGACUUGGUUGAAUAUUUCUACAAUAAUACACACUUAACCAGUGAUAUACGCGUUUUCCUGGAAGAUUGCAGUGACGCACAAAGAAUGACCCAACGAUUAUCGGUAGACUAUGGGGGAAUUGAGGAUUACAUCAAGCUGAAACGUAACAUCAAAUCAACAAAAGGAAUUGAAAACCGUAUACGGGAAGAAUUACAGACCAAUCCGAAUAAUUCCAUGGAAGCUUUUAUCAAUCGAUUACAAUCACAAGAUUAUUUGAUGAGUAAAAUUGAUAGCGCAUUUAAUGAAGAGACUUUGAUUAAGAUGCAGGAAGCUAAUAUCGAACUGAAUGUUCCGUUGAACGCUAAUGCUAUUAAUAAUCCUAUUAAUAAUAAUAAUAGAGAAUCAAUGCCGUCAAUACGUCAUAGUAGGAGGAGAACAAAUCAGUAUAAACCAUUUUCACAAGCAUCAUCAACUUCACAAGAAUCAUUUUUUGACGAUAAAAAUACUGAUCAUUGGUAUAUUAAGAAAGAAUAUUCGCCAACAUUAAAAAAGUUGCAUUCGAAGUUAGAAAAUUUGUAUCUCGAGAAAACUUCUCUUAUAGAGCAAUUGAAAAAUGCUUUGGGUGUAACAAAAAUUCUCCUAUCACAUACCCCUCAUGGAUUUGUUGCGACUAUUAGUCGCAAAGAGGAAGAUCAAUUUCAAAAGGCUUCGUCCGUCCUACCUUUUUCAUUAUCAGAAUUGAAACCUACCUUUGUGAAAAGAGAUAAAAAAUAUGCGAUUUAUUUUAUUCCGCAAUGGAAUCAACUGGGUGGAGAAAUUGAGAAUAGUAAAACCGACAUACGCAAAUUUGAGAAUAGAGUCUUUGCAGAUUUACGAAGUAAGGUGAUACAAAACUGGAAUCUUACCGUUCAAAAUUCAUGUAUAAUCGAUGAAUUGGACGUGACUUCAUCGUUGGCCAUAUUAGCGAAGGAAAUGAAUCUAGUACGACCUUUGAUCAAUAACGGAACGACUCUUAAAAUUGUCGGUGGUCGUCAUCCAAUCGUCGAAUCAUCUCUUAAAGAAAAUAAUAUCCCUUAUACAAAAAAUGAUUGUCAUAUUGACGAGGAUAAAGAACGGGUGUUGUUGAUUACUGGCCCAAACAUGGGUGGCAAAAGCACUUUUUUACGACAAAAUGCUGUGAUUGCCGUAUUGGCUCAGAUCGGAUCUUUUGUCCCCGCCGAUUAUGCAGAAAUUGGAAUUGUUGAUCAGAUAUUUAGCAGAGUUGGAGCUUCCGAUAGUUUAUUCCAGAAUCAAUCAACCUUCAUGGUAGAAAUGAUUGAAACAGCUCACGUGUUGCAAAAUGCGACACCACGAUCUUUUGUAAUAAUGGACGAAGUAGGCCGAGGAACCACAACAUUGGACGGGAUCGCAAUAUCUUUCGCCUCGUUAUAUCACCUACACUACCAUAAUCGGUGUCGAACAUUAUUCGCCACACAUUUUCACGAAUUGUCGGAAAUGAUAAAGGAUUUCGAGCACACUGCUUGUUAUUGUACUAGUGUUGAAGCUCAUAAAGAUGGUAGUUUUCAUUAUGUUCAUCAAUUGAAAGAAGGUGUUAACAAAACCUCAUUUGCUUUAAAGGUUGCACAAUUAGCAGGAAUGCCAUCGUCAGUAUUAAAAGUGGCAGAACACACAUUGAAACAUCUGGAACAACAAUACAAGCCAGCAAUCAUCAGUAUGGACUUUUUGAAGGAGUUGGAAGUUAAAGCGACAAAGAAAGAGGUGUUAACGGCGAAGACACAAAACGAUAAAGAAGAUAGUAAUGAGGAAGUUAGGAAAGUGACAAAGAAAAGGAAGCUGACAGCAAAGACGCAAAAUGAUAAGGAAGAUGAUAAUGAAGAUAUUAAUGAGAAAGCGACAAAGAAAAAGAAGCUAACAGCAAAGACGCAAAACGAUAAGGAAGAUAUUAAUGAGAAAGCGACAAAGAAAAAGAAGUCAACGCAAAAGAAGUUAACGGAAAAGACGCAAGGUGAAGGCGAGCAAAAGAAGUUAACGGAAAAGACGCAAAGUGAAGGCGAGCAAAAGAAGUUAACGGAAAAGACGCAAAAAACAGGCGGAAUAACAGCAACCUCGUCAUCUGGUUUAAUCUUCACUUCAUUCUCAUUUUGCUCUUUAUCCACAUACUCCAUAUUCACCGCGUACAUGCUAUGCUCUAGUAUAGGUUUUAAUCCUGGAUGUCGUGUCAGUAAAAGGUUUGAAAUUGGAAUUUUCUCAGAAGAUACUUUUGUAACAUCUCGCGCUGAGGCAAAGUAA
This is a messenger RNA of Ambispora leptoticha, 3669 nucleotides long. Lineage: Eukaryota; Fungi; Glomeromycota; Glomeromycetes; Archaeosporales; Ambisporaceae. The record is from the annotation of a GenBank genome assembly.